Molecule: messenger RNA, 657 nt
Organism: Filobasidium floriforme
Lineage: Eukaryota; Fungi; Basidiomycota; Tremellomycetes; Filobasidiales; Filobasidiaceae
Product: DASH complex subunit Spc19
Exons: 4
Coding region: 45-551 (168 amino acids)
Biological process (GO): attachment of spindle microtubules to kinetochore
Cellular component (GO): DASH complex; spindle microtubule
Source: RefSeq, a predicted model, not a curated record
AUCUCUCUUACGAUUACCACAGCAUCCUGUUCACCAGUAGCACGAUGACGGACAACCUGUAUCACCUAGAAGAAUGCGUAAAGGCGGCGGAACAAUGCGUACAAACGCAAGACCGAGCCAUAUCUCAGCUCGCAACAGGGAUCCGAGAUUUGCCUCGUUUAACGGCGAUUCUGCACAACGAACGGCAUUUCCUACUCCUCCCCGAGCCCCUUCUUAGACAAUACAAGGGAGAGCUCGCCGAAGAUCUUUCUCCGCAGAUUGACACUCUCAUCGACCGGGCGGAAAAGGCUAUAUCUAGGCAUGAGAAACGAGCGGGAGAUCUACGACAGACUCUUGAAUUGGUGAAGAACUCAUCGCUCGAUCCAGCCACUCUCCCCUCAAGCACCAACUCGACUUCUACCAUCGCCCAAUCGAAGCCCAACAGCUCGGCUCGAAAUCCAGGCAAGAUUCCUUUCGACAUGAAACAAUUGGACGCGGCUCAGAAACGCAGAUUCAUCAUGCUCAAGGGCAAGAAAGAUCGGCUGGAGAGGGAGUUGAGCAAGCUGAGUUAGCGAGUUAUAGGUGGGGGCUGGAUACCUUGAGUCUUGGUUGGGGGAGGGGAACCAAAAGCGCACGCAUUGAUUCUCCGAGAAUCGAGUUGUAAGAUUUAGCGGUUGU